AAGCUGAACAGUUUGCCGCAAAUAUGAAUUCCAAAGCAUUGAAUGCCAUAUUCAAUGGAGUUGAUAUCAAUCAAUUCAAAAUCAUCUCAGCAUGUGAGUGUGCCAAAGAAGCAUGGGAAAAAUUACAAACAGCUUAUGAGGGAACAACCUCUGUUCGAUUAUCAAAACUUCAGAUGCUCGCUACUCGCUUUGAGGAUCUUCGAAUGGAAGAGAAUGAAACCGUAAGCGAUUUUAAUUCGAAACUAUGCGAUAUCGCGAAUGAAGCUCAUGGGCUUGGUGAAACCUAUCCUGAAGUCAAGCUUGUUCGUAAAGUGUUGAGAUCAAUGCCAGACCGAUUCGCAUACAAGGUCACAGCUAUUGAGGAAGCAAGUGAUGUGGACUCAUUGCGACUUGAAGAUCUGAUGGGAAAUUUGCAGACCUUUGAGAACAAGUUGAACAUCAGCAAAAUAGAUAAAGAAAGAAAAAUUGCUCUACAAACAGUCGCUGUUACAACUUCAUCAGUGCCCCCAGUUCCCAUGACAGCACUCGAAGUCGAGCUAACAAAAUCCAUGUCUCUAAUAGCUAAAAACUUCGGAAAACUCGUGGAUAUGAAUGGACAUCCUACAAGUUUUGAAAGAAAACCCGUAAGUCCUACAAAUAAGCAAGAAGUGAGGAAGGGGAUUCGAUGUAGAGAAUGUCGCGGCUAUGGUCAUAUUCAAGCUGAAUGUGCAAACACUCUAAAGAAGCAAGGAAAAUCACUUGCCACAACCUGGAGUGACAAUAACUCUGAAUCUGAUGAUGACAGUGAAGCAAGUGAUGUGAAACAAGUAUUGACUUCUGUGGUACAUGCAGGGUUACUGGUGCGACACAAAAUGAUAUCACAUGCACUGAGCCGUCACACCUUAGGAUCACUAAAGUAACACAGGAUGAUGUCUCAUGCACUGAGCCGCCACACCUCAGGUAUGCUACUCGUAAUCUCGAAAAUCAUAGAAACUUAAACACAAUUUUUUUGCCCACAGGAGAAGAAGAUUCAGAGGAUGAUGAAGAAUGCUCCAUUGAGAUGAUUCAACAGCAACUGGAUGAUCUUCUAAAGCAAUGUCAUGAGGUUGGUGAUGAAAACAAGCGUUUGAAGGAGAAAGUAAAGGAACUGGAAGAGGAGAAUGAAGCAGUUAAAGUCAACCUGAAGGCCAAAAUCGAUGAGCUUGAAUUGGAAAAUGAGACAAGGCAGAUCAAGAAAAAUCCUCCUCCAAUGAGAAAUGCUGAACCCUGCCUCAACCUGAAGUGUGACAACUCUCCUGUCGCAACAACGUUAGAGGCAUCAGUCAGUAAGUUAAAUCGCACUACGAUUCUUCCUUCAAACAGGUUAGAUGAAAUUUUAAAUGCUCAUCCCUCAAAUCCUGAUAAACUUGGUCUUGGCUAUAUUGGGAGUAAGUUCGAUGGUAAACCUAAUCCAAAUCGAAAAAUUAAUUUUGUGAAUAAUACUGUCAAACCUACUCCACAACAUGUUGCCUCACAGUCUUAUACAAAAAAGUUUGUGCCAACUUGUCAUUUCUGUCACAAAGUAGGACAUGUUAGG
Molecule: messenger RNA, 1555 nt
Organism: Erythranthe guttata (spotted monkey flower)
Lineage: Eukaryota; Viridiplantae; Streptophyta; Magnoliopsida; Lamiales; Phrymaceae
Source: RefSeq, a predicted model, not a curated record